This is a messenger RNA of Galleria mellonella (greater wax moth), 2596 nucleotides long. RefSeq lists its product as uncharacterized. The record is from RefSeq and is a predicted model, not a curated record. NCBI's taxonomy places the organism in Eukaryota, Metazoa, Arthropoda, Insecta, Lepidoptera, Pyralidae. The coding region runs from base 556 to 1602 and encodes 348 amino acids. The transcript is spliced from 2 exons.
UACUUUAUGAAUAAAUUCUUUCUCUCUUUUACAUGACUACUGUUGUUAUAGAGAUGUCUAAAGAUGCUAAUUUAGUACUUUUUUAUUCAUGGAUCUGUAAGUUUCUUGGGACACAGUCGAAGUUUUUUCAAGGUCAAUGAAGACAAGGAUAUGCAGGAUAUGUAAUAAUAAUGUGGAUAAAUUUAUUGGCUAAACUGACCGGACGGUCUAAGUAUCGAGGUGUUUGCACUUUAUUGUCCAGAUAGAUAGCAAUGUAAGUACGCACAUACGCCCGGCCGCCGCCGGCCACAAAUCUUCCGUUUCACUCGGGCCCAGCCUCCGAGCGGUGCGAAGAGGAAACAGCACGCUCCAAAGCACGGCGGCUGCGUGAUGCCGGCUACUCCCGAAAUAGGCUGCCCCCCGCGCGGGGUGCCGGCCCAUCGACGUGCUUUUAGUAUGCUGCGCGCAUGCGAACCGCCCGCACCCUUCUGCGCUCCUGGUCCUUACGACCGUAAACACGCGAAUUACAAAACCACUUUAAAAAUAGAAAGCGUGCUAAAUAGCAUGCUGUGAACAAUGGUGGCCAUACUAGCCAACCCAAAAUGGAGCGAGGACCUCACCAUACAAAUGAUAAUUGAGUACGAGAAACGUGAAUACCUAUGGAACCCCGUGUCUGAGCAUUACAAGAAUAAGAAAAUACGGGAGCAGGGGUACGUUGAGAUAAUUAAUGCGUUGAAUCUGAUCGACGUCACUGUUAAGGAAUUAAAAAACAAGAUAAAGAACAUACGAUCGUCGUACAGCGUAGAGCUGAAGAAGAUUCGCGCGGCUAGGAAGGCUGGCGCGCAUGCGUACAGGCCCAGCGUCACGUGGUUCGAGCACGCAGACAGGUUUCUGCGGGCGAUUGUCACACCGAGCUCCGUCGAUAACAGCUUAUUAGAGAUCCCGGCGAGCGACGAUAGCGAUGCAGUACAAGACUUGAGCGAACGUAAGUCACCGGAAAAGAAAAGCCCGCGAAAACGCCGAAGCUCGACUCGUUCGUCCACUCCGUACGUAUUGAAUACUCCAUCCCCUCGACCAAGUACGCCGUUUGGGUUAAACUCCGCUUCGGCGACCCCAUUCGGUAUUCUCCCUACAUCGACAUCUGCACCAUUCCUUAAUCCCCCCGUCGGGAUUGCUACGCCUCUAACUACCUCACUUGCGACUAUUUACCCGGUCCCCACAAAACAAAAGAAAAGCGAAGAUCGCAAUGGUGAUCACAGCGAUGUACCGCAAGAUCUGAGUCAGCAUGCAGAGAAUGGAAAUGAAAACGAAUUUGAAAUGUUUGGCAAAUUAAUUGCUAGUCAGUUAAGGAAGCUACCGCUGAGUCUCGCUUUAGAUACUCAGUUGAAGAUACAAACUUUAGUAAACGCCGCGAGAAUACAGGCAGUAUAUCAGCAAUACAGUUAUGCUGGGCCAUCACAGGAGGCGUUAUCAGUGCAGGCAUUAUCGAAUGGUAUAUUAGCCAGCAUGGCGUCACAGAGCAACUACGCUUCCCGAGCAUUAGCCAUGAGAAACGACUCUCCUGAUGAUAUGAAUAGGGACAUGAAAACGGAGUACUCGUUGGGAUCUGAGGCAGAAGACUAAUAAUAGAAACGCUGUAUCUCUUUUUUGAAAAGAUAAUACGAGAUAGCUUUAUCUCACAAACACAGAAUACCUCAAAUUAAGGAUUUCAAGAAUUUAUGUAUGCUCAUAAUUGUAUACCAAUUUAGAUGAAAGUUGACUAUAGGUCGGUAUAUAUACAUGUUUUAGAUGAGUAUAUAAAUGUGAUAGAUGUUUAGGUAACAUUGGAAAUUACAGAGAAAUAACUGAAACAAGUACAAAAUAUAUUUAACGGAAUAUGUUAAAGAUGUUUGCUCAUAGGAAGAGAACAAAAUUUACGAAUAAGUCCGAAGACUAGUCAUUAAAUAUCUCGAUGUGUAAUUUAGAUCUCGGUGUUUUGGCUGUGUUAGUUUUAUUUUAUGAUUACGACAUUGUAUGCGUACAUAUCUUUCUGUCUGUCCUUUACUUGGGCAUUAGAAACUAAUUUAUAGAGAAGUUACCAAUUUCGAAUUUAAUAUUUUAGACACACUGUCUAUUGAUGUAGCUGUUGAAAAGUUUUAAAUUUUAUACCGUUCUAUAAUACUCAUAAUAAUAUAAUUUUUAUCUCUUAAAAGUGGACGGAGUUCAUCAGUAGACAGUUAGAUUUAUUUUUUUGCGUCUAAAUAAAUGUAUUUUACAAGACGAAAUUUUGUUAAUAUUUUUAUAUUACAAUUUAUUUUAUGAUAACAAUAGUAUCUAGUGUUAUAAUUGUGAUUUAAAUGUUUUAAUGCACGCAAAUUGAAUAUAAAAAAUACCUCAAAAUAAUGGUAAUAUAAAAUAUCUUUGGGGUAAAUGAUGUGGAUAAAAGUCAACAAGUUGGCGGUAAAUUAGGUAUCCACCUGAGCAUUCUUUACUCCCUCAGGUGGUAUAUAUAUAUAAUUGAUAAUAACUAUUUGGAAUAAACGUAUUUAACUUGUUGUUUGAUGUGCCACAAUUAGAUUGUAUACUACAUAAUGUGAUUUAUUGAGAAAUAAAUAUUUUAUAAAUGUCAUCAAAAUAU